GAGUCCAAUUACAUCACCGGCGGCCAUAAAAACGGCGCUGCGGCUCAUCGGGAGGAAGACCCGCACGCAGCUGAGGCACGGAGCGCACGGUCGGCACACCUGGACACCCCGGAGCUCCACUCAUGGACCUACACUCCUCCAAAGACAUGAAGAAACCGAGGACUCUGAGCUGCAGCAUUAAGCUGUUCGUCCUGUGCCACGGCCUCCUGCAGUUCUCUCAGCUGCUGUACAGCGCCUACUUCAAGAGCACCAUCACCACAAUCGAGAGACGCUAUGGCCUCAGUAGCUACUCCUCGGGAACCAUUUCCUCUCUCAACGAGAUCAGUAACAGCGUGCUGAUCGUGUUCGUGAGCUACUUUGGGAAUCGGGUUCAUCGUCCUCGCAUCAUUGGGAUUGGUGGACUGCUAAUGGCGGUCAGUGCCAUGAUCCUGACCUUACCUCACUUCCUGUCUCAGCCCUACGAAUACGACUCCGUGUUACACAAUCGCCACGACAUUUGCACUCUGCAGGGCAACUCCAGCAACACAGAGUCUUGUGGCCGCGAUGAAAGCAGACGUCUGACCGACACCAACAACCUGUGGCUGCUCAUGGCCAGCGCCCAGCUGCUCUUCGGUGUGGGCUCGGUGCCCAUCCAGCCCUUUGGGAUUUCCUACAUAGAUGAUUUUGCUGGACCUGGGAACUCCCCUCUCUACAUAGCCAUCCUGUUUGCUGUCUCUGUGUUCGGGCCUGUCGUUGGCUACCUGCUGGGUUCCGUCAUGCUGCGCAUCUACGUGGACGUGGACAGAACUGGUCUAGGAGCCGAACUGGAGCUGAGGCAGGGUGACCCCCGCUGGGUCGGUGCCUGGUGGAUGGGCCUGCUCAUCACCACUGGCUGCCUGACUCUUACCUCCAUCCCCUACUUCUUCUUCCCGCGCACAAUGCCAUCAGAAGACAAUUGCAUUGUGACUGCUAAUGUACAUCAGCAAUUUCCCGCCGGCAGUCCAUUCAAACUACAAGAGCAGGUGAUUGGAAGUGAGACUGACUCGAGUGAUGACUUCAAGAAGCCGGAUAUCUCUUUACUGGAUUUCCUGAAAAUGUUUCCCAGGAUGUUUGUCCACCUCCUGCUGAGCCCUCUCUUCCUGAUGCUGGUCCUGGCUCAGUGCUGCUUCUCCUCAGUGAUUGCAGGUCUGGCUACAUUCCUUAACAAGUUUCUGGAGCGACAAUACAGUGCCUCGCCCGCCUACAGCAGCCUGCUAGUAGGUGCUGUGAAUCUGCCAGCAGUGGCUGUGGGGAUGCUGCUCGGCGGGGUCAUUAUGAAAAAGGCAGCUCUCUCUCUGAAGAUCAUCCCCCGUUUCUCGGUGGUCAUGCUGACCAUCUCCACCCUCCUCUGCAUCCCUCUUUUCUUCAUGGGCUGUCCCACGCAGAAAGUCUCGGAGGUCAAUCAUUACCAGAUCAGACAGUAUGGGUCUGUAUCCAAAUGCUAUUCAAAUUGCUCCUGUCCUGUCAAUGCCUUCCACCCUGUGUGCGGCUCUGAUGGUAUCGAGUACAUUUCGCCCUGCCAUGCAGGCUGCACCAACUUUACCAAAGACCCCAACAACACCUACAGGGUUCAGAUGUAUACCAACUGCAGGUGCAUAUCAGGGAGUCAGAGUCACGCCCACCCAGCUCCAUGUCCAAACAACUGCACUCAUUUUCUUCUCCCCGUCAUACUCGUCAUCUCUCUAGCAGCACUGAUCGCCUGCCUCACUCACAAUCCCAUGUACAUGAUGGUGCUCAGGUCUGUUCCCUCUGAAGAGAAGUCAUUUGCUAUAGGAAUCCAGUUUUUACUCAUGAGAUUAUUAGCCUGGCUGCCUGCCCCCGCUCUCUAUGGAAUGGCCAUCGACACAUCAUGUAUCUGGUGGAAACGUGUGUGUGGAAAGAAGUUUAGUUGUGGUUACUACGACAACAACUUCUUGAGGAACCGGUACUUGGGCUUACAAGUGGGUUUUAAGGUCAUGGGCAUCAUCCUGCUAAUGAUGCUGGGCUGGAAGGUGCAGCGGACCCAGGAGUACAGUCUGGAAAAGAGGCCCGAAGGACUGCUGUGAUCCUGCAGGGACUCCCUGGUGAUCCGAGCCUCUCGGAGCUUUCAAACAUUUUGAAAAUGAGCGUGCUGAGCAAGGCUGCGUCAGUGGGAGGAAUCCAUUGUCAAGACGAGCCUACGCUGACCUCAUUUUACUUCCCUACCUGGCACUGGGCGGAGUCAGGAUAUCUGUUUUCCAAAAUGUUUUGGAUGCAUUUUAGGCUAAUGAUUGGAAUAACUCAGUAUGGCAUUACAAGUUGAAAGAGCUAAAACACAUCAUGUUGUACCUGAACAUUUUACAUGCUUCCAAGACGGUGAUGAGACCCUGACUGAUGCUCAGACAGCUAUACGUUUUGCAUACAUGUCAUGUUCUUAAAAACUAGGAUUCUGUGCAGGUUUCUGUUUAUGGGAACAUGUUUUGUAACUAGUUUACUGUAUAGCUUAAUAUUUAAGUUUAUUUUUUUAGAUGUUUGUCUCAUACACUGAGACAUCUGUGAUAACUGCAAUACUGAUUUUAUAUACAAUCAUAUGUAACAUUUUAAAUGCAAUUCUAAUGAAUUUCCAGAUAUCAAGUACAUACACUGUUGCUCAUAAACAGAAUGAAAUAAAUUAACAUACAUUAUGCUAUCUGCUGGUGUGGUUAUUGAGCGGCGUGUAAGUGUAAGCCUCACUGGAUAAUUUUAAAAAAAGACAGAUUGCAAUUAAUCAAGUCAGCAUUAAGUCUUUUAUUCUUUUCUGUCAUUGUCUGUUUCUCCAAGGCUGGAUAGCUAACAUGGCAACAUGAGCAAGACCAAAUGUACUGCAUUUACAUCACGUCAGUUGGUUAUGGUAUUUCAAUUAACUUCAAGUUUGUUACAGAAUUUUUGCCAUUGAUAUCAGCGAAGAUGGGUGUUUGAUCUUCAUGACUUUUAGAUAGUCUUGUAGCCCCAGAAUGUAGUGUUAGAGGUGUAUUUUGCAGUGUGUACUGUAUGUAAUGGGAACUUAAAGCUGGUACAGUCAUUAAGUUUGAAUUUACAGAUUUUUUGCAGCUUUUGAAAAUGUACAAAAUCGCUAUAUUAUCAGUAUCAGCUGUUAGCUUCUCUCUAAGGAUUAACACACUGAUAAACAGGAUCUGCAUAACUAACGAUAAUAUUAACCUCAAUCUCUGAUGGUAAAUAUAUGAUAUGUAUAUUAGAUGAUGCUUUGGGCUGUUUGAUUGUUUAUUGGCUUUAUGUUAAAUUUCAAAUAGGACUUCGAAUAAGCAAUUCAAGCUUCAAUCCUUCUCUGACAUGACUAUUUUCUUUUUUUUUUCUGUCUGUAUUUUCUGUUUUGCUGUGUAAACUAAACCAAACCUUAAGGGGGGCUUGUCUGAACAAUAAAGUUUUAUGCACAACA
Messenger RNA from Stegastes partitus (bicolor damselfish), 3412 nucleotides. It is a transcript of the gene slco2a1, whose product is annotated as solute carrier organic anion transporter family, member 2A1. Gene Ontology annotation, molecular function: prostaglandin transmembrane transporter activity; protein binding. Gene Ontology annotation, biological process: prostaglandin transport; transmembrane transport; sodium-independent organic anion transport. The record is from RefSeq and is a predicted model, not a curated record. The coding region runs from base 123 to 2063 and encodes 646 amino acids. NCBI's taxonomy places the organism in Eukaryota, Metazoa, Chordata, Actinopteri, Pomacentridae. The transcript is spliced from 15 exons. Gene Ontology annotation, cellular component: basolateral plasma membrane.